Pygocentrus nattereri (red-bellied piranha) is the source of this 1260-nucleotide messenger RNA. Its product is annotated as glutathione S-transferase 3-like. The coding region runs from base 1 to 672 and encodes 223 amino acids. Gene Ontology annotation, molecular function: glutathione transferase activity. Gene Ontology annotation, biological process: glutathione metabolic process. NCBI's taxonomy places the organism in Eukaryota, Metazoa, Chordata, Actinopteri, Characiformes, Serrasalmidae. The record is from RefSeq and is a predicted model, not a curated record. The transcript is spliced from 6 exons.
AUGUCAGGAAAGGUCGUGCUGUAUUACUUCGACGGACGAGGGAAAAUGGAGUCCAUUAGGUGGCUGCUGGCCGUUGCUGGUGUUGAGUUCGAAGAGGUGUUUUUGACCACAAGGGCCCAAUAUGAAAAACUGGUGAACGAUGGAGCUCUGCUGUUUCACCAGGUUCCAAUGGUUGAAAUGGACGGAAUGAAGCUGGUGCAGUCAAAGGCCAUCAUGAAUUACAUAGCAGGGAAAUAUAACCUCUAUGGCAAGGACCCUAAAGAGAGGGUCAUGAUUGAUAUGUACGCUGAGGCUGCUCGAGACAUCAUGGACAUGAUCUCGAUGGUGCUCUUUACAUCACCAGACAAUAAAAAGGAUGAACUGGAAAAAGUGCAGGUCAAAGCCAAAGUCCGCACUCUUCCGGCGUUUGAAAAGGCUCUCGGUGCUUCUCAGUUCCUCGUGGGUAACCAGCUGAGCUGUGCUGAUGUCAACUUCUUUGAAGCCUCUCUGAUGCUGGAAGAGGUGUUCCCCACAAUACUGUCAUCCUUCCCCAACAUUCAGGCAUUCCAAAAGAGAAUGAAAGCCAUUCCAGCAAUCAGCAAAUUUCUGCAGCCUGGCAGCCAGAGAAAGCCCUUACCUGAUGACGCCCUUAGGAAAACUGCGAAGGAAGUUCUGAGCCAUUUGUUUAAGUAGGAAACAGUUGAGCACAUUCACAAAACAGUAAAGCACGUAGAUGCCUGGUGGUGCCUUAUGUAAAAGCAGGAUUAAGUGUGGCUACAGAAAUGAUCUUAUAGUAAUAAUAAUUUUCUUUGCGUGUAACACUGAAAGAAUUUAAUGCAUCUGUUUAUACGUUCAGCUACAGGCAGUUCUGAGUUUCAGUGUCAAGUCACACAGAAGCACUGGUUACCUAUAAUGCUUUGAAGAUGAAUAGUACAUUGACAUAAACUGAAAAUGCACAUACUGUGAGUACUAAGGAGUUAAAUUUCCCCACUUGUGAAUUUCCCCGCUGUGGGACUAAUAAAGGAUUAUCUUAUCUCUUAUCUUAAUUCCAGAUGAGUUACUGAAUGGCUUCAUGUACACUGUCAACCCAGCAAGCCAGAUUCAGGAAUAUCUUUACAAUAGCUGUGUUUAAUCAUUUCACUGCAUAAUGUAGUCAAAUAUGAUUGAGAAUGAUUGGGAAUGAGUGACUGUGCAAUAACAGUGUUUAUUACAUUAACUGCAAGUCUUGAUAUGUCUGAAAUAUCUUUGCAUUUCCAGUAAUAAAAAUAUUUCUAGAAACUG